Gymnodraco acuticeps is the source of this 2471-nucleotide messenger RNA. RefSeq lists its product as uncharacterized. The transcript has 3 exons. The record is from RefSeq and is a predicted model, not a curated record. The coding region runs from base 223 to 1011 and encodes 262 amino acids. Gene Ontology annotation, biological process: positive regulation of isotype switching; positive regulation of double-strand break repair via nonhomologous end joining; negative regulation of double-strand break repair via homologous recombination. NCBI's taxonomy places the organism in Eukaryota, Metazoa, Chordata, Actinopteri, Perciformes, Bathydraconidae.
UUUCAUCAAGAGAAGCGCGACAAUAAAAUGUCUCCAUGUUAGAAAUUCAGGUUUAACUCCUUGUUGGCUGCUUAUAAUAAUAAUAAAGGACAUCAUUCAGCUGAUAUAAAGACAACUUGGAUUGCCUGCUGCUGUGUUACCACCAUCAGUUGCUUCUAACUGAAGCAACAUCAUGAGGCGAAAGAUGAGGAGGAGGUUGGUUCAGUCAGUCCUCUGAUCUGUAUGGAGGAUGUGGUUCUGCACGAUCAGCCUGGAUCAGCUGCUGGGCUCAGCUCUCUGUUAGAGAGGACAGAGAAGCUUCUGGAGCCUUUCCCCUGUCGGAUUCCUCCAGUAUUCACCCGCUGGUACCCUUCCUCCACAGACCACCACCUGCCCAUCAGACCCGCCAAACCUGCUCCUGUCAUCACCUGCUCGGAUGACUUCUUCUCUUCUCUUCACAGCAGGAGGCACACCCCUCAGAUCCAGUCCCAGAAACCUGAAGUUGAUGGUCCACCUGCAGAGACUUCACCUGAAAAUCCACAAGAACCCAAAGAUGUCGCCUGCAUCUCCGAAACUCCAAACUACCUGUUCCCAGAGAGAGAGGUCCCCAGACUUCACACCGAGAAACACAAAGAUGUCUUUCCUGUCACAGAGUCGCCGGUCAAACGGUCCUGGAGCGUUUUCUCACAGAAGGGAGGUCUGCAGAGCUCCCAGUCUCUGUCCAAACAGUUCCGUCACAUGGUGUCCCUCCACAGGCUCCACCUCCACCAGAGGGCCAAAUGGGUGAUCAGGCAGCACAACUGUGGGGCGACCAGGGACAUCGAACAGGUGUGGCGAUCUCUGAACCGCUCCGUCCAGAGCUCCACUCUUCCGACGUGUAACGCCAACAUCCAGAGGGAGCGGGCGGAGAUCUGGGUGUUCUGUGACAUGGUCCACUCGGAGCAGGUGGGGUGUCUCCUGAAGGACGAGCUGCAGCUGACGGGGAGGAUCCGCCUGUCGGUUCACAGGCUGGACAACAUCUUCAGCAUGUAGACGCACAACAGGUGGAUCAGCCUGACUCGGACUCCAGUGAUGUUGUACAGCUUCAGAUGAGAUCCAGAAGAGCAAACACAUUAAUAUAUGCUUAUAAUCAAAGUUCUGUUUAAUGAUGAAAUACUUGACUUGAAAUUGUUUCCAAGCUUCGGGCUGGAAGAAUCCUAAAGAUAUCACCUGACCUCCAUCAAGGUGUAUUAUAUGUAUCUAGCACACCAACAGCAAAACACAUUGUAUGCACCUUGAAAGAAUCAGUAUCAAUUUAAGUGGAAAUUGAAUUCUGCUGUCUAAUGUAAAAACUCUGCAUCUAGCAUCAUUGUCCUCAGCGCUGAGCCAUUUCCGUGCAGUUGGGGAAAAUAAUGACAUUUUCAGAAAAGCACUGGUAACGUCACUGUAGAAAUUGUAGGAGAAGUUUUCUUUUUUGUUGUUAGAUGAAACGCUGGGUGGAGGCACUGCCAAGAGCCCUCACAGUGCUUUGAUGUCAGAAGGUGACGCUAUGUGGACACCUUUAGAAUAUCUCACCGCUUUAGCUUUCUGUUACAGCCCUUUUUUGGCCGGAAACUGAGCUGUCUCUCUGAACUUACCCGUUAUAACACAAAAGUCACUCAACAGCACAAACAAACUAUAACGACCGGAGCACACAGGCCAGCAGCUCCCAUGUUCAAGUUCAAGGCUUUCAAUAUAUAAUGGUCUCGAGUUAAAAAUAAUAAAACAGAAACACAAAAAGUAUUUAUCAACAGUAAAAACAUAUCUAUCUUUGCAGUAUUUCCAUUGGACACACUAUAUACCUUUACAGAAUCCGUUAUUUUACAUUAAAGUAGAUUAACGUACUACUAACAAAAUAGGAUACUAUUACAUAAUACGAGUUGCCGUUUAUUGCAAUUAGAUACAGUUGGAAAGGGCUGUCUGACGAUAAGGUAAAGCAGUGGAAAUAUUCGAAAUAAAGAAUUCACUGUUAUUGAUAUUAUCUUUACUGUUUGAAAAUGGUUUCAAGGUGGCUAAAAUAAGUUUUGCUGAUGACCCUUCCACAUCAGUAAAUUGCUUAGAUUACUGGCUGCUUCUACAAAACUGGGGCAUGCUAACCACUAUCCAUAAUCAAUCAAUACAUGUUAACACACAACCGUUUUUAAAUCAUCAGCAAUUCAACAUACAUUCAGUCAUAAAAGCUAGUAAACCACAUACACAACGAAUUUUUGAAUUGCCUGUUUUCAAAUGUAACAUUAUUUCUUUCAUGACCACAUUGUACAAGUGUGUGAUUUUUUAAUAAUUCAUAGAAAUAUACUUCAUUAAUGACUGAGCUGAACUGAGGGGGAUUGAAGCCUCAACCAAAAUUGAAUUUUGUGCCAAAUUCCAGUGUGUUUUUUAAUGCUUAUGAAUUCAUUAAGAGAUCCUUUAAUUGUAUUUUCAAUAAUAUAUCUCUUCACUUUGCAAUGUAAAUAAAGGUUUAUUUUAUUUUUUAA